AAAAGCUCCAAUAAUACAAGCAUCCGUAUAAGCCCUCCCUAAUUAUUGUAAGUUUUUUUCUUUCUUCUUUUCAAUAUGUAAGGGAAGGGUUGUUUUUGGCCUCAAAUGAAAAUGGCACAAGUCUAAGUGGGUCCCAUAUCCGAAAGAGAAUGAGAAAGAGCGCAAAGGAUUAAGACCCGACCCUACUCUCUACUACGACGACACAACAAAACUCUUGCGCCUUUAUAAGCUUUAGUAAUAGUAACUACUAGGAACGACGAAACAAACAAACAAACAACAAACAAUUACUCGAAUCUAUUCCAUCAUCAUUCUUCUUCACCGCCACAUAAUAUCCCUACCCCUCUUUCCCAUUUUUCUAUUAUUACUACUUACCAUUAUUAUUUUCAUUUUCAUUUUAUUUAUUUAUUUAUUUAUUUAUUUAUCACAAUUCACAAUCUCAAUUUAUUAUCUAUCUCUAUAUAAACCUAUCCUCUACCCUCUCUUCAUCUUUUUCACCCAACACACAAACGCCACAACCACAACUACAACAGAUUCUCUUCUCUUCUCUUCUCUCUUACAUGACUGUUAUCCACCAACGCCGACCACCACCAACAACAACAUGACACUCAACGACGACUGGAUGAGAGCGGCAAUCAAAGACGACACGGUUGUCGUCGAGCUUCUCUUACGGCUCAAGCACCGCGUCGCCACCAAAUCUCAAGGAUUACCGUUUUCAUGGGGACACAAACAACCGCGCUCAAGAUCGAGACUAAACGCUUCUAUUUCUCGCUGUGACCGUGCUGUUUCAACUAGAUGCAGUCCAACGACUCCUCUCUCUUGGAGCGGCGGUGCUUCUCCAUCUGUCACCGCCGACGGUUAUGAAGAUUCCAGCCGUUACCAUAACGCCGCCAGAUCCAAGGCUACUGCUACAAGUGGAUACACUAGCAACUCAGCCUCUACCAAAAGGUGCAGAAAAAAAAAGUCCUUUACAGAAUUGAAGGAAGAGGAGAGUUCCCUGUUAAAGGAAAGAAUAGUUUUGGAGAAGGAGAUAGCAACUAAAAAUGCAAAUUUUGAGGUAAUGAGAAAUACAAAUGAGAGCUUGAAGAGGAUGAAGCUUGGUUUUGGAUCAAAAUCUCAUAACAAGCCAAGUUCAACUUCCAUUGAACUACAGGGUACGGUUGCUGGUCAACCCCACCAGAGAAUAGUAGCUUCCGAGGUCCCCACUCAAGAUAAUACCCGUUCACAACCAUCGGAAUCUAGGCCAAACAAGAUCGAGUCCACUGGAGAAAGUUUUUUCAUGAUACCAGAUCUAAAUAUGAUGCCAUCUGAUGAUGGUAUGAUUUGAGAUAGACCUACAUUGUUUGGCAGGACUUUUGAAACAAUCACUCUGGACAAUGUAUAGGCUGAUAGAGAGCAUUUUGAAGACUCCCUCCAAUAUUAACCAAUCGACAGCAUCGUGCAUGAGAAACGUUUCUUGAUACAACUACCAAGUGUUGUGAAGGGAAACAAACGGCAGCCGUAAAAGAGGAAAUAUUCUUGGGUAGUGCUAGCCGUAAAAGGCUGUAGAGUAGAGAUAUACUAGAGUUGCAUGUUCCUCCGAUUCAUGUAAGAUAAGUACCAAUGUACCAUUCUUUUGUUGGUUAAAAUCUUCCUGGAUUCCUUUAUAAUGUCCUUUAAAUUUAUUUACAAGUUGCAAUUUCAAUCGGUUGCACCUUCACUCUGCAAAUUGUUCUGAGAAUGAGGAUGUUUCUUGGUCUGAGAACGUGUUUACUUGAAGCUCAUGCCUCUUUUUAAAGUCAAAUGUGACACAAAUAUUGGGCCAUAUGUUUUCUAUAAGACUUUUUACCCUUGACAAUAUGGAUGAGGAAGGCCCUUACAUGUAAUACAUUUAUGUAUGUUUACUAUUUUAAAGGAGAAUUCUACAAUAGAA
Molecule: messenger RNA, 1909 nt
Organism: Trifolium pratense (red clover)
Lineage: Eukaryota; Viridiplantae; Streptophyta; Magnoliopsida; Fabales; Fabaceae
Exons: 5
Coding region: 599-1324 (241 amino acids)
Source: RefSeq, a predicted model, not a curated record